This is a messenger RNA of Mya arenaria, 4613 nucleotides long. RefSeq names its product protein draper-like. The record is from RefSeq and is a predicted model, not a curated record. The transcript has 19 exons. Gene Ontology annotation, molecular function: scavenger receptor activity. Lineage: Eukaryota; Metazoa; Mollusca; Bivalvia; Myida; Myidae. The coding region runs from base 43 to 2343 and encodes 766 amino acids.
GGGAGAUGAAAAAUGUGAACGUGUUUGCAUCUGCGCGACAACAUGGAUUUCAACCCCAUGAAGUUAGUAUUGAUUGGCAUCUUCAGCCUUUCAUAUUUGAAUAAUGUUGCUGGAGGCAGCACCGUGCAGACGACAGAGGACCACACUAAUCCUUUAGACAAUAUUUAUACCACAGACGUUACCGAUGCUGACGAUUCUCUGACAAAUACUAUUCCGCCUAUGCUGUUGGGAGGUUCGCAAAAUGAUUCCAUUUGCACAGGACCUCAAUGCAACAUUUCCCUCACGUGUCCUUCUAGUUACUGUAACAUUAACAACACGAACAACUGCACCGUAGAGGUAAAAGAUGGAAAAGCCGUCUACAAGUGUAAUUGUAACGACUCUUGGAUAGGCGACCAAUGCGAUGUGUUCGAUCAUUGCUCAAGCAACCCUUGCGAAAACAACGGUACAUGUGAAAUAAGUCAAAAUACCACUCACAGUUCCUAUAAGUGUCAAUGUAUGACGGGGGACCAAACCAAGAAUUGUCGACUUAAUGAAGCCGAUGACUGUACAUACAGGCCUCCUAUCUCAACAGAUGCUUUCAUAACGUGCAUUGACAGAAUAGAUGGACGUGAUUUAAUAUGUGCCCCUGGUCAUACCAACCCAACAGAUGGUUGUGGCGAUCGCGAGAAUCCGACCACUUUCUGCACGAAGUAUGGACAGAAUUGCGCUGACGAAGGCUACUGUAAGCCAUUCUGUAAUGUUGAAGUAUGCAAUGGGACUUCCAACUGCAAUUUCACCACUAAGCCCUUCCCAGAUACAAACACAACAGACGACUGCGAAAUGAGGUUUGCGGAUGGAUACACAGAAAAAAAUUGCUCGAGCGAGGACAAGCUGUUUGAUGGCAAUGACGACAUCGUGCACAAUUUGACAGACUGCAGCCCUUUCUUCGAUACAGUCUGCACGGGCAAAUUUGGGAAUGGCAUUUGUGACCCAGAAUGUGAUAAUGCCGACUGCCUAUACGAUGGUUGGUAUUGCACAGAGAACCACAACGACACUCUUGACAAACAGCUACUAGGGGGCGUGGUCAUCAAGUUUGCACGCCACCCGAAGCCUCUCUUCCAAUACAAGCUAUCCAUGCUCACCCGAACGUUCCUUAACGUAACUUUAGACAAGUCCGGCAAAACAGCGUAUAUGAAAGUGAGGGCGGAAAACUUCACGACUGUUGCUAACGUUACACGAUUCCUUGCUGGAGCGAUCGCUAAACUUCCCUACCUUAUUGCCUACGUCGCUGACGUCUUUGUAUGUGAAGCGGGCAUGUGGAACCCUUCAACCAAAUGUUCGAAAAAAUGCGGUAGUAACUGCUUACGGCAAGGGGAGGAGAUCUGUCACUGGGAAACGGGCGCUUGUCUUCAUGGAUGUAACGAUGGUGUCUAUGGUGGAACAUGCAGUAUGCCAUGUCCACCAGGCUGUAAGGAUAAAUGUUAUGUGAAAGAUGGAACGCCUCUAUGUAGCGAAUGCAAGCCUGUUUUUUUUCUUCAAACAUGCAACGCCACAUGUGACAUACACUGUCAGGGUAGGAUGUGUCAGUUCAGUUCAGGUACAUGCACGUGCUCUGUUGGAAGAGUUUGGGUUAACCAGACAAACAGCUGCCAGUGUCAACACGGUUUAUUUGGAAACAGUUGCACGGAGAAGUGUAACACCUACUGUAAAGAUAGUGGUUGCAACGAGGUUUCUGGAGCUUGCGCGAUAGGGUGUAUUUCUGGUUACUACGGACCUGAUUGUUCAAAGAAGUGUGUAGGCUGCGACAAUUGUGACGAAAAAGGAACAUGUCCAUUGAAACCAGACAAGAACACGGCACCUGUCAAUGAUGCGGGCAGCGACAACACGGGUUUGAUAGUGGGAGUGGUGGUCACCCUGCUGCUGGUCCCCAUCAUUAUACUGGUGGCAUGCUGUUGGCGCAUGCGCGGUCAGUCUGGCGAGUGCCCGAUGGUUAACGAUGACGGCGUAAUCAAAGACACCGCUCCUACCUCGGCCACUUUGGUAGCGACUGGUGCUUCCGGUAGGAAGCCCACCUCUUCAACAGCCGUGAGGUCUAAAGACAUCAUGAUAGAUAUGGAUAUCAUGGCCGCCUCCUCGGUGUAUGACGGAUACGAAUCAGUGUCGUUCAAAUCGAAGCCAGGAAAUAAACAGCCAGAAGAGUCCAAAGCUUUAGCGUCUGAGGACACCAUUCUGCCUGACCUUGGUCCGAGAAUGGCCGUUUCCUCUGAAAGCAGUGAGACCAAGAACAGAAACAAUUCCAGUCGGUCAAGCUCGAGCUGUAGGAAUAAUUCUUGGAACUCGAGCAUCUAUCUACUCGUCACGUGACGAGCCGUACAAAGAAAAGGGGCGGGAAGUUAAUAGGUGCAAAAUUAAUCUAUAAAUAGUGAGGACCUAAGGUAUAUGAAUAGUGCACUAAUAAUUGAACGAUAACUCCACAUAAUGUUUACUUCCCUUGCCGUACAUCACGCAAAUCACGCUGUGGUUAUAAAGAUCACGUGAUGUUAUUCAAAAAUGUUCUUUCAUUUGAAAUGUAUGGGGGGUUUUAACUUUGAAAACGAAUGAUUAUUAUUGGGUUUAUACUAUCACAGACGUCGUUGAUAUUUGUGAUGGUCUUUUCCCUAACCAACUAUUAAAUAGUACUUCCUCCAGUGAACGACGACUCGAAGUCUGAUAGCGUGGUAAUAGCGAUCGUAGUGGUGGCGGUUUGGGUGCUCUGCAUCUAAGUAUUUGUCGUCUGUAUCUGUAAAUCAGACUGUCAACGCGCGAAACGGUGGUGCCUGUGGGUAUACGUUUUGUACUGUUUACCCUAAUAAUUCAAUUCAAUAUAUUUUGUCCUUUUAAUGGAUUUUUUAAUAUAACUACAUUCAUGAGCCUGCGUUUACGUACAUUCGUUCGGAUCGUUUUAAUGAGUGUAACCUUGCUAUAAUAAUGGAUUCAAAUGAGUUGGGGGAAAUACUGGUUGUAACAACUUAUAGGAUUAAAAACACUAAUGUAAAACAUAAUAAUCAUCCUGUUUUCGCCUGAAUUCGUGGUUGGUCGUUAUUUUUAAUUUAGCUUUUACAUUGUAUAACCAUUAAUCCUAAGAAAUACUGCAUCAUGUAAAGCAAAUCAAUAUCCGCACAGGCGCAUGCGCGGUCAGUCUGGCGAGUGCCCGAUGGUUAACGAUGACGGCGUAAUCAAAGACACCGCUCCUACCUCGGCCACUUUGGUAGCGACUGGUGCUUCCGGUAGGAAGCCCACCUCUUCAACAGCCGUGAGGUCUAAAGACAUCAUGAUAGAUAUGGAUAUCAUGGCCGCCUUUUCGGUGUAUGACGGAUACGAAUCAGUGUCGUUCAAAUCGAAGCCAGGGAAUAAACAGCCAGAAGAGUCCAAAGCUUUAGCGUCUGAGGACACCAUUCUGCCUGACCUUGGUCCGAGAAUGGCCGUUUCCUCUUAAAGCAGUGAGACCAAGAACAGAAACAAUUCCAGUCGGUCAAGCUCGAGCUGUAGGAAGAAUUCUUGGAACUCGAGGAAAUCUAGCUCGAGCAGCUACUCGUCACGUGACGAGCCGUACAAAGAAAAAGGGCGGGAAGUUAACAGGUGCAAAAUUAAUCUAUAAAUAGUGAGGACCUAAGGUAUAUGAAUAGUGCACUAUUAAUUGAACGAUAACUCCACAUAAUGGUUCCUUCCCUUGCCGUACAUCACGUAAAUCACGCUGUGAUUAUAAAGAAAACGUGACGUUAUUAAAAAAAUGUAUGGAGUUUUUAACUUUGAAAACAUCGUGUUUUUUUGGAACACAUGAAUAUUGCAUAAAUAUGUGUUCAAAGACUAUUUUUCGAAAAGAAACUUAUAGAGCUGAAAUACAGCAAUGCUCAUACGUGUACGUGGUCUGCUCCUCAAUGGAGAUCACUGCGUUGGAAAGUGGCAGAUACGUUCAUAAAUACAAGUGCACACCAUAGUGUACAAAUGCAUACGACUAGGGACGGUGUAUUAACAUUAGCAAUAAACAUACAACAUAAUUAUGUACAAAAAAGUAACAAAUCAUUAUAUAAAUAUGUAUGAAUAUGUGUAUUGUUCCAUAUCCUCACUAAAAAUAUUGAUGUUGCACUGUAUUAUGCAAAUUGUAAAUUUGUGUCAUGGUGUGUUUAAUUUUGUUUGCUUUAUGAGCGAUGCAAUAAUGUGUUUUACUACUACUAUAGUUAUUGUCAUUAUAUAUUUCUAUAUAUAUAUAUGUAUCUCUACUUCCAAAAUAAUAUCACUGCAAUACUACCAACAUCACUAAAAUUCCAUGUAUUGGAAGAUAAUUGUCUCAAUUCAAGUAUAUAUAUAUUAAAUUAGGUUUGAUUUAAUUUCUAAACUCAGUUACCAUUUCUUUAUUUUUAUCUUGCGCUACUCUUAAUUUAUUGUGUAACUCAACUUAUUGUGUAUUGGACUUUUGUUAAUAUUUUUAAUGUCUGAUUCGGAUUUGUGUGUUGAGUGUGGUGAGAUAGUGAUAUAAAUUAUAUAUUCAAAAUAAAAACUAAAAUAAAAUUCAGGGGCCAGAUGUCUGAAAAUCAAUAAGUCAAUAAUUUUAGGGGGCCGAAAUGGCAAGCCCGAAAUGUCUCAUGGACCGAUUU